Messenger RNA from Huiozyma naganishii CBS 8797, 477 nucleotides. RefSeq names its product Gim5p (gene GIM5). Gene Ontology annotation, biological process: regulation of DNA-templated transcription; protein folding. Bases 1 to 477 code for a protein of 158 amino acids. The record is from RefSeq and is a predicted model, not a curated record. Gene Ontology annotation, cellular component: cytoplasm; prefoldin complex. The transcript is spliced from 2 exons. Lineage: Eukaryota; Fungi; Ascomycota; Saccharomycetes; Saccharomycetales; Saccharomycetaceae.
AUGUCUCAACAAAAGAUUGACUUGACGAAAUUGAAUUUGGAACAGCUAAACACUGUCAAACAGCAAUUCAGUCAAGAAUUGCAACACUUUCAGCAAUCAUUGCAGGCCUUGCUGGUUGCCAAGAACAAAUUUCUCGAAUGUAUCGAUGAUAUCAAAACCAUAUCUGCAAAAGAAAACGAAAACCAGAGUAUAAUGAUGCCUGCCUCAUCUUCUCUAUACAUUCCAGCAGUCAUCAAGGAUAAUCAAAUGUUUAUGGUCGACGUGGGCACCGGUUAUUUUGUGGACAAGAGUGCACAAGAUGCGAUCAUUUUCUACCAGAAGAAAGUGGAUAAACUAGAGAAGGAGUCUUUAGUAAUUCAAAACAUCAUAAAGGAAAAAGGCAUUUCUGCCUCAGCCAUUGACCAACAGAUUAGACAGGCAGCGGUAAAACAGCACGAAGAUAGUAAGAGGAAUCCGCAAUCUGCUGGUGCUGCCUGA